AUGACUGGCGACAAGACGAUCGAAUUAACUCGAAGUGAUGACCAGUCGAUCACCGUCUCUUCGGGAACGGACACUUUCACAAUCGCCUUCUGCGAAGUCCCCAGAGUGAACGACAAUGCAGAACGUCGCUUUCAACGCGUUAGAAAGCCGCUCGUGGACAUCAACGAAACCAAAGAAGACUCUUCAGGACCCUUUUUUCCCUUCACAAUCUAUGGUCCUCCAACGGAGGGUAGUACCAAAGGUGUAAAGAAGAGUGGUAGCCACUUCCUUGUCAUCAAAGAUGACAAAGCAUUUGCAAUCCGCAUGGUUGGGAACUCCAAAGAGUCCGCCUUCAAGGUGAAAGUGAGAGUGGGUGGUGUCAAUGUUCUCCAGCACACCACACAUGGGGAAAAGAGUCAGGACUACUUUGUCAUCUCCGAGCAGAAAUGGGUAUGGGGGAAGCAAGUCAGCAAGGAUACUGCGCGUCAGUUCCGUGUUUUCCGUCGUGGAAGAGAAAGACUGUCUCUCCGAUACCAGCUUCUGAAUAACAACAUCAAGAAAGAAGUAGAGAUUGAAAUCACUUCCCGGCGUCCGCGUCAACCAACUACUUGUCAAUAUAUCGCUUCCUCUGCCCCAUACUCAGCUUCCAUGUGGAUGCCAGCACUGCAAACAACCUUUCAAGAACCUGCUUUCAACGAUACAGGUCCGUCAACCCCCUACGGCUAUGGCAUGCUACUACCGCCGCCGCCGCCGCUACUAACAACCUCUCACGAAAUUGCUUACGAUGACCUGGUUCCACCAACAAUAUUCGAACAGGCCAUACCACCACCGGUGAUACCAACCUACCAACCCCAAGCAUCUCAAACUGCACCCACGGAGCUCGUUACCCCUUUAUCCAGCGGCGACCGUCCAAGUAGCCCACCAUCACCGCCACAACAAAUCAGUCAAGCAACUUCUUUGGUUGACGCAGAUCAUAUCGACCACAUUUACUACGACUAUAUGGCACCAACACCGCCGCUACUAUCCGAGUUCCUAUCCCGACCCAGUCCUCCCCAAGCAUCCUACCCUAGCUCCCCGGAGCCCGUCCUCGGUUCACUGAGCUCACCACCAUCACCACCAUCACCACCAUCACUACCAGCACCACAGGCCCCUUAUCAGGCACCCACCCACGGAUAUAACGACUUUACCGGUUCCGCUGCCCCCUACUUCAGGUCCCUUCGAUCAUCUUACCCUAGCCCUCCGGAGCCCGUUCUUUGUUCAGUCCGUCCAUCACCACCACCAGAACAAGAAGGAGCACCAAAAACCCCCAGCGACCAAGAAAGCAUCCACUCCGACCCCGAAGAGGACAUGCUCCCGCACCAAAUGGUCGUCGGAACCGGCGGCCUGAUCGAGCAAAUCGUCCACACGGACAAGCACCCAGGCCCCGAAUGGAUCGACGAAUGCACCGUGACGCUCAAGUUCAAGAUUGUCGACCCGGACUACUUGAAGAAAGAGGCCGGCGUGAAGAAAGUGGGUAUUCUCGGUGGAAACUACCGAGAGGUGCCCAACCCACCUAACGGGACAUUUCGAGGACACGCGCCGGUUGUGACGGACCCGGAUGGAUUGAGGCGGGAUAUUAGGUCGCCUAUGGAGAUGGAGAUGGAGCUGAAUCGGAAUGCGGGUGGUAAGGAUAGGGAUAGGGAGCCGCCGGAGUCGCCCAAACGGGAGUCGCCGGUGGAUUCGGGGGUGGGCUUGGUGGGAGAGGUGGAGGGGGACGGAGAGGAUGGGGGUGAGCAGGGAGACCAGGAAAAUAUGAGAGAGUUCAAAAGGCUUAGAGGUGAGGCGAAGAGUCAACCUCGAGGGUUGAUGAAUGAUAUACGCAUGAAGAAGAAGAGGCAUCAGCAGCGUAAGCGAGGUGGGGUGAGGAUAAUGGCUGUGAAGCGGAAGGAACAUGAACCGAAAGGGGAGAGAAAAUCGAGAUGGCGGACAUUUGUCGAUGCUAUGAGGCGGGUUUUGACAUUGGGUCGGUAG
Messenger RNA from Neurospora tetraspora, 1989 nucleotides. RefSeq lists its product as uncharacterized. The transcript is spliced from 4 exons. The record is from RefSeq and is a predicted model, not a curated record. Lineage: Eukaryota; Fungi; Ascomycota; Sordariomycetes; Sordariales; Sordariaceae. The coding region runs from base 1 to 1989 and encodes 662 amino acids.